AUGCUGUGUCCCUCCCUACUCAAAUUACUAUCUCCACCCCAAAAAAGAACUUCUGUUGAAACUUGUGUAGAAGAGACAGAUCCUGCUCCUGAAACCAUGGGGCCUGUCAGCUACUCAUCAGAGACCUAUGACUUGAGCCAGGUGGAGCUGAGUGGGUACUAUGAAGCUGAGAAUACCACCCCUUCUUUGGAGGGCUACUUUUGCUUCAACCCAGCCUCAUCAGUGGUUGGCAACCAGAGGGACCCCUUCAGAAAGGUCUUCAUGCCCCUCAUCUACCUGGUGAUGUUCAUGUUGGGGACUGUAGGCAAUGCUCUGGUCCUGGUCAUUUUAGAGAGGUUCAAGCGGUCUCGCACCACCACGGAAAACUUCCUUUUCCAUCUCACCCUGGCCAACCUGGCACUGUUGCUCACCUUCCCAUUCAGCGUAGUAGAGAGCUUGGCUGGAUGGGUAUUUGGGAAGUUCCUCUGCAAGAUACUCAGUGCUGUCCACAAGAUCAAUUUCUACUGCAGUAGCAUGCUGCUGGGGUGCAUUGCGGUGGACCGUUACCUGGCCAUCGUCUAUGCAAUCCACACCUACCGCAAACGCAGAGCUCGCUCCAUCCAUCUCACCUGCACGGCUGUCUGGCUCUGCUCACUGCUUCUGACUUUACCCGAUCUGAUCUUCAUGGAAGUCUGGACAGAUGACAGCAACCGCAGCAUUUGCUAUUUUCCAGAGGUUGGGAUCGAUGGGAACAACGCCUGGCUGGCAACUCGCUUCCUCUACCACACCGUGGGCUUCUUUGUGCCUCUGCUGGUCAUGUGUUACUGCUACAUGGCCAUUGUCCGGGUGCUCUGUCAGUCCCAGCGCCUGCAGAGGCAGAAAGCUGUCCGUGUGGCCAUCCUGGUGACAGGCAUCUUCCUACUCUGCUGGAGCCCGUACCACAUCGUCAUCUUCCUGAACACACUUACCAAGCUAGAAGCCUUCACCAAGAACUGCCUCCUGGAAGACCAGCUGGACAUAGCCAUCAUGGUGACAGAGGCCAUUGGCUUCACACACUGCUGCCUCAACCCCAUCCUCUAUGCCUUCAUUGGAGUCAAGUUCCGUAAUGACUUCUUCCGGAUCCUGCAGGAGCUUGGCUGCAUAAGCCAGGAGACCCUGCAGGAGAUCCUGGAGGUGACAAGGAAGGGUAGCGGAAUUGAUUCUGACAACACCACCUCCAUCUCCACCUUCUAG
Molecule: messenger RNA, 1212 nt
Organism: Myiozetetes cayanensis
Lineage: Eukaryota; Metazoa; Chordata; Aves; Passeriformes; Tyrannidae
Gene: CXCR5
Product: C-X-C motif chemokine receptor 5
Exons: 2
Coding region: 1-1212 (403 amino acids)
Biological process (GO): lymph node development; chemotaxis; immune response
Cellular component (GO): membrane
Molecular function (GO): C-X-C chemokine receptor activity
Source: RefSeq, a predicted model, not a curated record